Molecule: messenger RNA, 2052 nt
Organism: Durusdinium trenchii
Lineage: Eukaryota; Dinophyceae; Suessiales; Symbiodiniaceae
Source: the annotation of a GenBank genome assembly
AUGCGAAGAACGGUGCUUUCUUCAGAGAUCUCGAAACGCUUGACCUUGAAGCUAAAGGCUCUAGCGCAGCAGAGCCGCUGGAAGGAAGCACUUCAACUCCUCCGUGCCUCUCCAUCUGCAAACCUCUUCUCCCACAACGCGGCGAUCAGCGCCUGUCAGAGGGCUCAUCGCUGGGAGGCGAGCCUGCAGUUGUUUCACGAACUGGCAGAGAUUCGGUCCCAGGUGGAUUUGUUCAGUUAUAACAGCACCUUGAGCUCUUUGUCAUUUUCCUGGCAGAGGUCGUUGGACUUCUUCCACAGGCUCUUGCUGGGCAGGGUUCUGCCGGAUGUGGUGACCUUUAGCGCUGUGAUGAGUUCUGUCCAAAGGGCGAGCUAUUGGCAGAGAUCACUGGAGCUUUUUCAGCAGAUGCUGCAUGCGUCGGUGGUGCCCAACAUCUACAGCUACAGCGGAGUCAUCUCUGCAUGUCAGAAGGGUUCGCAGUGGCCAGCCGCCCUCGACUUGCUGUUUUCAAGGAUGGUGCAAGCGGAAGUCAUUCCAAACGUGGUGUGCUACAGUGCAGCGAUGAGCUGUUUUGAGCCUACUGGUGACUGGCAACAGGCACUGAGCUUGCUUCAAGCGAUGCUCUCCGCACGAGUGCAGCCAAAUGCUGUGAGCUUCAGCGCCCUCAUUAGCUCCUGCGAGAAAUCGGCUCAGUGGCUCAUGGCGCUCCAGGUGUUCCAACAGUCUCCGCAGCCAGACGUGUAUGUCUACAGCGGCACCAUCAGUUCGGUGGAGAAGACUGGACACUGGCGCUGGGCCCUGCAUUUCUUCAGCUUGAUGAUUGCCCGUGGAGUGGUACCUAACGAAGUGAGCUUCAGUGCAGCAAUCAGUGCAUGCGAGAAAGGGAAUCAAUGGCGAGGAGCCUUGCAGUUGCUGGAACUCAUGCGUGAGUUCAAAACAUGCGACGGGCGCGAGCUUUUCGGCUCCAUUGUGCCUGGCCUGCCCAUGUCUCAUAGAAGUGAGCUACUGCAUGCCCUCGUGAAGAAGAAGCCCGAGUUGGUCCCACGCCUUCUGGAGAUUUGUGACGCAGAGACGGUCGAGACGGGGUCGCCUCAACUUCUGACCGUCCCUGGGCGAGGACGGACGGAGGCUGCCAUUGCCGCUUGCGGGCGGGUGUCCCAAUGGCAAGUGGCUGCCGAGCUGAUCGAGAUGCCAAGGAUUCAGCCGAACGUCUUCAGCUGCAGUGCAGCUAUCAGUGCCUGUACAAGGGGUACAGGCUGGGAGUAUGGAUUGCACCUCUUCAACGAUAUGCCCUCCAAGCAAGUUCAACGCAACGAGAUCAGCUACAACUCGACCAUCAGCUGUUUGGACAAAGGGCAGCAGUGGGAGCAUGCUUUGCAAGUGUUCAAUUCGAUGGCAGAAGGCCACAUCCAGCCGACCACCAGCAGCUGCAACGCGGCAAUGAGCGCGCUGGGCCGCGGGCGCCAGUGGCCCAAGGCAUUACAGCUCUUCCACGGCAUGCCAGAUCUGGGGAUCUUGCCGGAUGUGAUCAGCUUCAAUACCUGCAUGAAUUUAUACAAGUUUCUUCCAGCAAUGUGGCGAGAUGCUUUGAAGUUCUUCAACGCCAUGCCACGCGCAACCGUUCUUCCAAAUGUGGUCACUUUCAGCACGCUGAUGAGCAUUUUUGAGAAGAGUUGGCAGUGGCCGCUGGCCCUACAGCUUUUUGACCUCAUGGGCCAGUGCAAGAUAUCUCCCAACGCCAUCACCUUCACCUCUGCCAUCAGUGCGAUGGGACGCCCAUCGCGCCAUGACCAUGCUCAGCUGCCGCGCUGGCCCUGGGCUCUUCACCUGUGGUCUGAGAUGCCGCGGCUUCAGGUCCGACCCAAUGUGUUCAGCUUCACGGCACUCCUCGGUGCCAUGGAAGGGAGUCUGCAAUGGCGCUGGGCUGGACAGCUGUUCGACAUGCAGGGCCUUGCCCCAGACCUGGUGAGUUACAACGCUGCCAUAAACCUAUGUGCCAUGUCCGGCUGCUGGCCACCUGGACAUGGUUUCGAGGGCGGACGAGUCAAGUGA